Notothenia coriiceps (black rockcod) is the source of this 1033-nucleotide messenger RNA. RefSeq names its product signal peptide peptidase-like 3. NCBI's taxonomy places the organism in Eukaryota, Metazoa, Chordata, Actinopteri, Perciformes, Nototheniidae. Gene Ontology annotation, molecular function: aspartic endopeptidase activity, intramembrane cleaving. Gene Ontology annotation, biological process: membrane protein proteolysis. Gene Ontology annotation, cellular component: lumenal side of endoplasmic reticulum membrane; Golgi-associated vesicle membrane; cytoplasmic side of endoplasmic reticulum membrane. The record is from RefSeq and is a predicted model, not a curated record. The transcript has 9 exons. The coding region runs from base 1 to 807 and encodes 268 amino acids.
AUGGACUAUGGCGGGUUCGGACUUGAGAUCCUGCCGUGUUCUCUUCCAGGCUGUCGAAACCGAAACACCAGCAACCUAGGCAGAGCUUCUCAUCUAGGUCUAAGGCGCUACAGAUCCUGGGCGUACUCCCUAGUUGACUCCAGCCAGGUGUCCACCUUCCUCAUCUCCAUCCUCCUCAUCGUUUAUGGCAGCUUCAGGUCAUUAAACAUGGAUUGUGAAAACCAGGAGAAGGAUAAAGAUGGGAACCCCUUGCCAGGGUCUUUUAAUAACAGCAACUCAAACAGUAUUCAGACUAUAGACUCCACACAGGCCCUGUUCCUGCCCAUAGGAGCCUCAGUGUCUCUGCUAGUCAUGUUCUUCUUCUUUGACUCAGUACAGGUGGUCUUUACCAUCUGCACUGCAGUUCUUGCAACAAUUGCAUUUGCAUUCCUCUUGUUGCCAAUGUGCCAGUAUGUGACCAAACCAUGCGCCCCAGUGAACAAGAUUUCCUUUGGCUGCUGUGGGCGUUUCACCCUGGCUGAGCUCCUGUCCUUCUCCCUCUCCGUUCUGCUGGUGCUCAUCUGGGUACUGACUGGACACUGGCUCCUCAUGGACGCUCUAGCGAUGGGCUUGUGUGUCGCCAUGAUAGCCUUCGUGCGGCUCCCCAGUCUGAAGGUUUCCUGCCUGCUGCUGUCAGGACUGCUCAUUUAUGAUGUGUUCUGGGUAAGACAUGCUCCCAUCCAUAACUGCCCCCCGUCACAGCUGACGUACGAGACCCUGCUGCGAGAUACAGCAGCUAGACCGUGUUUACAAGGACAAACUCAUUAAACAAAACGUCCACAUAGAUUAUCUCUUUAUCCCACAUCUAACAACAAAGUAAUGAUACAGCUUAAGGACGCCCUUACAUUCGAAACAUACACAAGCAAAUACCACCUUGCCAGCCAGAUGAUGUGUUGCUUAGGAAGUGAUGCAUUUUCUAUUUUCCAGUAGCAGUGUGUUCUGGAGGAACUGGGUACAGGGUUCGUACGGGUGCUUGAAAUCCUUGAAAAUGCUU